This is a messenger RNA of Fusarium coffeatum, 309 nucleotides long. RefSeq lists its product as uncharacterized. The record is from RefSeq and is a predicted model, not a curated record. NCBI's taxonomy places the organism in Eukaryota, Fungi, Ascomycota, Sordariomycetes, Hypocreales, Nectriaceae. The coding region runs from base 1 to 309 and encodes 102 amino acids. The transcript is spliced from 2 exons.
AUGACUGCGCGGCAAUAUGAGGAUGAUCCCACUACCAAGGAACUUCGCAAGAAGGGCAGAAAGGCGCUGUCGGCUUUCCGUGUAGUCAUGUCUGUCAAUGCUUCUGCUUCUGCUGCCGAGGCUUCUGACCAGCGUCGUUCCGAACAUGAAGAGCAAUUGUUGUCUGUUUCUUCUGAGAUUCUGGCCACUCUGGUAGACAUAAGCCAUUCUCUCGCUGUCAUCGCGAACUCUGGACUAGCUCGGGCUGGCACCACCCAGAUGCCAGACGACCGUACCUGGGAUGCAUCUGAUGAUGAGGAUGACGAUUGA